CUGGUUCCAAGGACAGUCUGCAUCAUCCUAAAAACGCCUGUUGACGUCACUUCUAAACUCGCGUCGUCGAGAGGGUAUGGGGUGCACUCAAUCGACUGCCAGGGUUGUGGCGAAUGAAUCUGCGUCGAGCGAGGAAGCUCCAUCGCCGCCGCACUCUGCCAUAUCGACACGUACUGCUGAGAUCGUGGACUGGUCUGUGGACGAGAACGGAGUAGUGCUGUACCAUGUCGAUGCUUACGGCUUCACCGGGAAGAAGCGCUUCAAUGACUUCAAAGCCUUUCACCACGACAUCCAACUUGUCGUGCCUCCCAUGCCCGAUGCAGGCAUUCUCACGGCAAUCCAUCGUCGCAACCAGGCACUCAUCCAUGCUCGACGUCUCCGUUUUCAAGACAUUCUCCGCGCUGCCCCACGGGACCGCGUUGUGCUGUUCUUGGACCCAUGUGCAACCGUUGCCGUCGGCGUUAGCGACACCGAGAAAUCGCACGUCGUGGGGCCGUCACAUUUGACCAUCACCACGAGUGCAUGAGCAUGCUCCGUGUUAACUUAACCAUUCCUUGGCAUUCGAUUCCACUCAGUUCUGGACAGCUACUUGCACUGACCACCGUUUGGGGGCAUGGCUUGG
Messenger RNA from Aphanomyces invadans, 622 nucleotides. RefSeq lists its product as hypothetical. The transcript has a single exon. The record is from RefSeq and is a predicted model, not a curated record. Lineage: Eukaryota; Oomycota; Saprolegniomycetes; Saprolegniales; Verrucalvaceae. Bases 77 to 526 code for a protein of 149 amino acids. Gene Ontology annotation, molecular function: phosphatidylinositol binding.